UACAAACAACAGCGACAUCAGUAUCAACGUCGAUAUCGAUAUCAAGCAGUAUCUCUCGACAUGUGACAAUUGGCCAGAUGGAAGACUCACCAUCCUCUUGGGCUUCUGACCCUCAAGUCUUCCUUCGUCGACAGAGACCAGCACUCGAUCCCCCUACUCUCCCGCGGAGGCGGUGGUUGAUAAACAGUCAAAGCUUCUGAUCGAAUCCUCCUUCCUCCUAAUAAAAAAAAAUACGAAGCUAAGACGGGCAACCGCAUCUUUAGUACAGGCUUGGACUCGGCCGACUCUGCAGAAGAGCGUCAUAACAACAGACGAGGCGGGCUGCCUAUUUUAAGAUGUAAGUUCGCGAAUCAUAAAGAUCCUACUCCAAUUCGUAUAAAGAGUCUGCCGUUUUCAUUCUACCUCAUCUUCUAUCGUUUUACAUAUCAGACAACACAUCACAUCAUGAAGACAUACACUCUGGCUGGCCUAUUGGCCUCUCCCCUCGCAGCCAUGGCAGCACCUGCCUGGGUCAUGGUCGCCUACAAUGAGAGCGUACCCGAAAUCCACGGCAAGCCCAUCAACGCCGACAGCGGUUCAUUCUGGUUGAACAAGGAUGCCUCAGCCACCUGCCCCGACUACGACCCCGAAUGCCCAGCCACAAACACCACCAUCAUUUCCGGCCCCGUAGCUGGCAUUGGCGGCUGGUACAUGGGUAUCCUCCAACCAGGCGGUCAAGAAAUGACUGCUCCCGGUCUCGACAGCACCGUCGGUGGCCUUCCUCUCAAAUACGAGGCAGUCGGUGCCAGAGACAUUGGCGUCGGUGUCUGGGACCUUGCUCGUAACUCGCAUCCCGGUAUUGUGCUUGACAACAGCACCAUCAGCACACUCGGCGCACCCACCAUCCGCACAGCAACUGGGGUCCACCCGUACACCUGGAUGGCAUGCCCUUACCCGAGAGUCUACCCCGAACCGUCGCUGGAUCAGGUCGACCUCAGCCAGCCUAUGACCAUCCAAACCGUAACCAUUGGAGACGAAAACUACCCUCACUGUGUGCGUCUGGAGAUCACCCUUCAUCCUACCACAAUGGCUGCACCUCAGUACUAUUACUGUAAGGGUUGUCAGUGGAGAUGUGACAACAUUUACGGUGAUUCGGUUUGCAACUACAACAAGAAGCCUGCAUGCCUUGAGCCAUACUGUGGUCCUUACACCAAUGAGACCAAGACGGACAAGGUUUAAUAGACACUUACUGCACAAUAUCGUUGCCACAGGAGUUUGGUCCAACGUCUUGCCUGUUUGUUUCUGCUGCAGUUAUGGGAGAUGGAUGAAAAAUAGUAAUGAUAAUGCAUUCGUCAUGACGAGUAACUUUUGCCACUGCAUCACUCAACUCCUUGUUGCUGAGUCUUUGCUAAUGAUACAUGUGUCUGGAGUUAUGAUCAAGAAUGUACACGCAGUUAGUGAUCAUCGUACAGAAAGGGAGCUUGAACAAUUGACAGUAGCAUGUCCGACCUAGUAGAAGGAUCAUCUCGAUACUAAUCAUCCACCAGUACUGUCCCCUGCCCACCUUUCGUCCGAAAUCAUACGCCCACUGAGCCUUCCCGAGCAAUCUAAACUUCAAGCAUCCUUCUCAUGCUCAAUAAG
Molecule: messenger RNA, 1620 nt
Organism: Aureobasidium pullulans EXF-150
Lineage: Eukaryota; Fungi; Ascomycota; Dothideomycetes; Dothideales; Saccotheciaceae
Exons: 1
Coding region: 445-1218 (257 amino acids)
Source: RefSeq, a predicted model, not a curated record